Camellia sinensis is the source of this 3261-nucleotide messenger RNA. Its product is annotated as beta-galactosidase. Gene Ontology annotation, molecular function: hydrolase activity, hydrolyzing O-glycosyl compounds; carbohydrate binding. Gene Ontology annotation, biological process: carbohydrate metabolic process. Lineage: Eukaryota; Viridiplantae; Streptophyta; Magnoliopsida; Ericales; Theaceae. The record is from RefSeq and is a predicted model, not a curated record.
UUGUUGUUCUCAAUCCUCAAAAGCUGAAGUUAAGAAGGGUCUGAAAAAAGAAGAAACCGUGUGUUCAUUCUCUCUCUAUCUCUCUCUCUCUGCUCAUUCUUCUUAUUUCUUUUCAUUUUUGUAUGGACAGAAAAAAAAUAAAGAGCAUAAAAGUGAAGAACUAAGAAGCAAAACAAAAAAAAACCAAAAGGCCCUAUCGCUUUGAGGACCUCCAAACGAGAGAGAGAGAGAGAGAGAGAGAGAGAGUGUGUGUGUGAGUGUCACGGGUUCAAUGUGCAACAACAUGAUGAUGAGAAUCAACAUCAACAUGUCAGUGCUAGUGUCAAUGGGUUGGUUGUUGUUGUUUUUGUGGGUUUGUUCAUCUUCUGUUACAGCUUCUGUGUCUUACGAUGACAAAGCCUUCAUCAUUAAUGGGAAAAGAAGGAUUCUCAUUUCUGGCUCCAUUCACUACCCAAGAAGCACCCCUGAGAUGUGGCCUGAUCUUAUACAAAAGGCAAAAGAGGGAGGACUGGAUGUUAUACAGACAUAUGUUUUUUGGAAUGGGCAUGAGCCUUCUCCUGGACAGUAUUAUUUUGAGGGGAGGUAUGAUCUGGUUAAGUUCAUCAAACUGGUGCAACAAGCUGGCCUUUAUCUUCAUCUCAGGAUUGGCCCCUAUAUUUGUGCUGAAUGGAAUUUUGGGGGAUUUCCUGUUUGGCUGAAAUAUGUUCCUGGCAUUUCUUUUAGAACAGACAAUGAGCCCUUCAAGGCAGCGAUGCAAAAAUUCACAGAGAAAAUUGUAGACUUGAUGAAGUCCGAAGACUUGUUCGAAUCUCAGGGAGGUCCAAUUAUCAUGUCUCAGAUAGAGAAUGAAUAUGCACCUAUAGAAUGGCAAAUUGGUGCUCCCGGUAAAGCGUAUACGAAAUGGGCCGCAGAAAUGGCGGUCGGUCUUGACACAGGGGUGCCGUGGAUUAUGUGCAAACAAGAAGAUGUUCCUGAUCCAAUUAUAGACACCUGCAAUGGUUUUUACUGUGAAGGCUUCAGACCGAAAAAGAGCCAUAACCCAAAAAUGUGGACUGAAGCUUGGACUGGCUGGUAUACAAAGUUUGGUGGUCCAAUUCCUCAGAGACCUGUUGAAGACUUGGCAUUUUCAGUGGCAAGGUUUAUACAGAAUAAUGGUUCCUUUAUUAAUUAUUAUAUGUACCAUGGAGGAACAAAUUUUGGACGGACGGCUGCUGGUCUCUUCAUUGCCACUAGCUAUGAUUAUGAUGCUCCAAUUGACGAAUAUGGAUUACAAAGGGAACCAAAAUGGGGACAUUUGAGAGAUUUGCAUAAAGCCAUCAAGCUAUGUGAACUGGCUUUAGUUUCUACAUAUCCUACAGUGACUUGGCCAGGCAAUAAUCUCGAGGUUCAUGUAUUUAACUCAAAGUCUGGUUGUGCUGCAUUCCUUGCAAACUACGACACAAAAUCUUCAGCAACAGUGACCUUCCAAAAUAUGCGAUAUGACCUCCCUCCUUGGUCCGUCAGCAUUCUCCCCGACUGCAAGCAUGCGGUUUUCAACACCGCAAGGAUAAGCUCCCAAAGUUCACAGAUAAAGAUGGUACCUGUAAUUAGUGGAGCAUUCUGGGAGUCAUACAUCGAAGAAACUGUCUCUGCCGAUGAUUCAGACACGGUUGCAAUGGAUGGACUAUGGGAGCAAAUAAACGUGACCAGAGAUGCCUCAGACUAUUUGUGGUACCUCACAGAUGUGAAUAUACAGCCUGAUGAAGGAUUUUUAAGGAACGGGCAAUAUCCUGUUCUUACAAUUAUGUCAGCGGGCCAUGCUUUGCAUGUUUUCAUCAAUGGGGAACUAUCAGGAACCGUGUAUGGGGGACUAGAGAAUCCAAAGCUGACAUUUAGUGACAAUGUGAAGUUGAGAGCUGGCAUUAACAAGUUAUCUUUACUUAGCGUUGCUGUUGGUCUUCCGAAUGUUGGUUUGCAUUUUGAGACAUGGAAUACUGGGGUUCUUGGUCCGAUCAUGUUGAACGGUCUCAAUGAGGGAACAAGAGACUUGACAAAGCAAACUUGGUCUUACAAGGUUGGUCUGAAAGGGGAAGCUUUAAAUCUCCAUACACUUGGUGGAAGUUCCUCUGUUGAGUGGACACAAGGAUCAGUAUUGGCUCAAAAGCAACCAUUGACAUGGUACAAGACUACGUUCAAUGCACCAGAAGGAAAUGAUCCGUUAGGUUUGGAUAUGAAUACCAUGGGAAAGGGUCAAAUAUGGAUAAAUGGCGAAAGCAUAGGACGCCACUGGCCGGGAUACAUAGCACGUGGCAACUGUGGCAGCUGCAACUAUGCUGGAACUUUCAAGGACGGUAAAUGCCAAAGUAAUUGCGGAGAAGCCUCUCAGAGAUGGUACCAUGUUCCGCGGUCGUGGCUUAAACCAAGUGGGAAUCUGUUGGUUGUGUUUGAAGAAUGGGGUGGUGACCCAACUGGGAUUUCUUUGGUUGGAAGAACAAUUGAAAGGGUCUGUGCCGAUAUUUUUGAUCGGCAGCCAACUCUCAAGAAAUGGCAUAUGCUGGCCACUGGCAAAGUAGAUAAGUUGCAACCAAAAGCCCAUUUGUGGUGCGCACCAGGACAGAAAAUCUCUAAAAUUAAGUUUGCGAGCUAUGGAUUGCCACAAGGGACUUGUGGAAGUUUUCGGGAGGGAAGUUGUCACGCUCACAAGUCGUAUGAUGCACUCAAAAGGAAUUGCAUAGGGCAGCAAUCUUGUUCGGUUAGCGUAGCUCCAGAAGUUUUUGGAGGAGAUCCGUGCCCAGAUAACAUGAAGAAGCUAUCAGUUGAAGCCAUUUGCAGCUGAAAUCAUGCAGAAUCCAUACACAACCAAAUAAAACCACUCAGGGAUGAUUUCAUCUUUGGUGCAUAAAAUUUAGUCGAGGAUUUUUCGCAUUUGGUUACUGAUUUAGAUAUACCGGAGUUUCAGUUGUACAGGAAUAUUACAAAACACCAUUUGGCAAGCUAUAGAUUCCGAAGGUGAUCACAAAUAAGCUUACAUGUAUAUAAAAGAGCUGCAAGGGGGGACUAAGUACAACUACAUUCAAAGAUUUCAGUCCGCAGAAGUUUUAAGGGCAAAUCAUUUAGGUUCUGGAUGAAUAAUAGGAUGAAUAAUAGUCAGGUAUGAUGUUGUUUUAUUGGUUUCUAUUCGUAAAAGCAAAUUAAUAAUAUUGUCUAAUCAAAGGCAUUUCAACCAUUAAUCUCUUGUGUAGACUGCUUGUUAUAUACAAUUCCAUUUGUCAUUUUUAUGUA